This is a messenger RNA of Chenopodium quinoa (quinoa), 1047 nucleotides long. RefSeq names its product anthranilate N-benzoyltransferase protein 1-like. Gene Ontology annotation, molecular function: acyltransferase activity, transferring groups other than amino-acyl groups. Lineage: Eukaryota; Viridiplantae; Streptophyta; Magnoliopsida; Caryophyllales; Amaranthaceae. The transcript has a single exon. The coding region runs from base 1 to 684 and encodes 227 amino acids. The record is from RefSeq and is a predicted model, not a curated record.
AUGGAUAGUAGCAUCAAAGUGAAGAAAUCAACCAUGGUGCGGCCUGCUAAGGAGACUCCGAAAGGAAGUCUUUGGCUAUCAAAGUUAGAUAUAAUCAUACGCCCUCCUAAUUCACAUACUAAUGUUAUCCACUUUUAUUCUCCCCAUAAAACAUCUUCGAAAAUCUUUGAUGUCAACAUUUUCGAGGAGGCUCUUAGCAAAUCCUUAGUGUCAUUCUAUCCAAUGGCGGGUAGGUUAAAAUUUAACAAUGAAAAUGAAAGGUAUGAGAUCGAUUGCAAUGCAAAGGGGGUCUUGUUUAUCGAGGCAGAAUCAACUAAAGCUCUUGCCGAUUUUGGGGACUACUUGAGGUUGGAUUCUCAACUAAGGAAGGUAGUGUUCCCUAAAUGUGACUACUCGAGAGGGCUCUCGUCAUUCCCUCUAUUACUAGUGCAACUUACUCGCUUCAAAUGUAGUAGUGUAUGCCUUGGCUAUGCACCACAUCACCAUGUAGCCGAUGGAUCUUCUAAUUUUCACUUCCUCAACUCAUGGGCAAGAUUAGCGAGGGGGUUAGACCUCAAUGUUUAUCCUGUUCAUGAUAGGGCUACUUACCUUGCUCCUCGUAACCCGCCUCAAGUUAUGUUUCGGCACUUGGAGUAUGAGCCAUCCUUGCCCCCCUUUACCACCAAAGGGCGGCUUAUCAGGUGAUUAUAUACUUUUUAUUUUUUUAUAUUAUUUUUAUUAUAUUGAUUGAAAUACACAUCAAAAUAUAGAGAUUAAGGUGGUAAAUUAUUUUUGUUUUAUAUGAAAGGUUUUAUGAACUUGGGUAAGACUUGUAUGUGGCUAAUUAUACGGUGUGAGUCGUGUGACCAAAUUGGUUUAUAAGAGUAACCUUUAUUUAUAUGUGUGAGGAACCUUAUUUUUUUUAUAAGAUGUUCAUAAAAGUUAUCCAAAUUCAUUAUUUGAUUUAUAUGAGUAGAAUCAAAUAACUUAGAAAUAAGUAACCUCAUUUGUUCAUUCGAAUAACUCCAUAUAUUUAAGAGAGUAACUUUUUUUUCUCAUCUAAGUAAC